Beta vulgaris subsp. vulgaris (sugar beet) is the source of this 1388-nucleotide messenger RNA. Its product is annotated as mitochondrial outer membrane protein porin 4. The transcript has 7 exons. Gene Ontology annotation, molecular function: voltage-gated monoatomic anion channel activity. Gene Ontology annotation, biological process: monoatomic anion transmembrane transport. Lineage: Eukaryota; Viridiplantae; Streptophyta; Magnoliopsida; Caryophyllales; Amaranthaceae. Bases 216 to 1034 code for a protein of 272 amino acids. The record is from RefSeq and is a predicted model, not a curated record. Gene Ontology annotation, cellular component: mitochondrial outer membrane.
GUGCGAGAUUUAGGAAUCGAACAUAUGUUGUGGGUAAGUUGGGGGUGGUAAGAAAGAAAAAGAAGCCCAAUUCAAAGCACUAGGAAAAACAAAAAAGGGUCCGAACACAACACACGAAACAUUUCCGCCGCACUUCAUUUUCCGCCGUCACCGUCGACGGCGAUUUCCUCACUUUUCCGGGUUUAGCUGAUAAAUCUUUGUUAUAGUUGAAAGAGAUGGGUCCUACUUCAUUUCCUGAUAUUGGCAAGAAAACCAGAGAUAUCUUAAUGAAAGAUUACAACUUUGAUCACAAAUUGACUUUGUUGGUGCCGAGUGCCACUGGAAUGGGAUUGACAGCCACUGGUGUCAAGAAGGACCAAGUUUUUAUUGGUGAUAUAAGUACUCAAUAUAGGAGAGGGAACACAACUGUUGAUGUGAAAGUUGAUUCUUACUCUAAUGUUGCCACAAAGGUGACAUUUGAUGAAACAUUACCCGGCGUCAAAACAGCUCUUACCUUUAACAUUCCUGAUCAGAAAUCUGGCAAGCUAGAUGUGCACUACCGGAAUUAUCAUGCUGCAGUGAACUCUAGUAUUGGCUUGAAUCCUACUCCUGCUUUAGACUUCAAUGCUGCCAUCGGCAAUGAAAACAUAAGUUUGGGUGGAGAGAUGGCGUUUGAUACUGCAUCUGCCUCACUUACCAAAUACAAUGCUGGGGUUACCAUCAACAAGCCAGAUUUUUCUGCAGCUUUAAUACUGAUGGAUAAAGGACAGACUCUCAAUAUUUCUUACUUUCACAUUGUGAAUCCAUCAACAGCUGUUGCAGCUGAAAUGAUUCACAGAUUUUCCAGUUAUGAGAACAGAUUUACGAUUGGUAGCUCACAUGUAGUUGAUCCUACAACAUCAGUGAAAACUCGUCUCUCCGACAACGGGAAGGUCGGAAUGUUGUGUCAGCGUGAAUGGAGGCCGAAGUCGCUGGUAACUUUUUCAGCGGAGUAUGACACCAAGGCCACUAACACAGCCUCUAAAUUUGGCAUUGCCCUCGCUCUUAAACCUUGAGCUCGAGCUGCUACCGCCCUUAAAUCUGGCAUUGAUAGAUUUGUUUCAGACCAUACAAAAUUUUAAGACCCAAAAACGGGUGGUGUUUUACCCAAAUGUUGAAAACUAGAGACUGAAAUGUAUCUAUGAGUAGACCAUUCUAAAGCAUUGAUGGGAUUUAGACCCAGUUUUGGAUAGUUGAAUGAUACAAAAAUCAGCAUCACAACGAUUUCUUUACUACAGAUAAAUUUGUGCUGAUAAUGAAUCUCGUUUUCAGAGAUUGUCUCUGUUCUUUGAUCUGAUAACAUAUCAUGUUAUAAGCAUAUCUUGUAUAACACUUUCGGAAAUUAUAAUAUUAUCUAUUUCUGAAUCUCA